CCUCCUCAACGAAUUACAUACGAGACGACGAUGGCAAUGGCGAAAUGGUGGCGCGGCGAGGAAUCAGAGCGGCGGCGAAAUUCCAUCCGCCGGUGUGUAUUUAUGCACUCCCUGAUUUCUCCUCACCGCACGAUCCAAGCGAUUCCUCUCGAUGCCACGGCGAGCCGAGUCGCCGAACGAGACAGGACAAAAAAGGUAGGAUUCCGGCGAUGGUUCUCUCCCGUGAUCUGCUCGAUCCUCCGCCUCCAGGAAGCGGUUGUCGACGACGGAGAAGAAGCAAAAUGCAAGCCAUCCUUAAUUCGGUAACCAGUUGAACCAGUUUAGAACAACUCUCAAGCUUCUCUGUCCCGUGGAGAACAUCCUCACUAGAUCGAGGUUGAUCUGAGCAAUAUGGACAUUGGUGAGUGAAGAAUCAUGUGGGUAUCAAUGUGCAUUUAUCCCUGAACCUUCUAAGCGAAAAUAAAAGGUCCCCUGUAUGUAAUGUUGUUUCAUCGUGAACCUAAGAAUACAUCCCUAAAUAGAAGUUAAUUGCAGUUUCCCUAAGCCUAUGUUGAUUCCGCUAACCCUCCUUUCGCUCAUAUAUGACUAGCAUGACUGGUUUACCGUGGUGCUGGAUUACAAAGCUUCAAUCACUCAUUGCAGCUGGGUCGUGGUACGCGACAGGACUCAAGAUAGUAUCCGAGCGGUGGGAAUCUCUUUGAGAAGAAACCUAAUUCUUGACACCCGCUAAGAAGGAAGUGUAAAGAUAGUCAAUUUGGUGUUUGUCAUGGCACUGAAAUGAAAGUUGCUUUAAAAAGGUAAUUUGCAACUUCCUUUAUUUAGAUUGGUUACUUUGCUAAGUAGUUCUUAGUAGGAAUUAGGAAGAGAUGUCUUUCUGUUGGACAUUCCUUUUUCGCAAAGUUCCCCUAAUGGCUGUGAUCAGUUACAAAUUUCCUCGCACUUGUGGAAUGGAAUGGAGUGUUUGUUAGCACUUAGCAGUCGGCUGUUUAAGUUGAUUCUUACGGUGGGGUUUAAUUGACUGUUGAUCAAAUAAUUGGGAAUGUAAUCGACUGCAGCAAAGUUGUCUGUGGCUCCAUGCCAAUUGGUUUUACUGGUGCUAUGCUGUAGCCCUGUUGUUAUAGUUCUGUUUGGCGGCAAGUUACUCUUGAAAUUUGAACUUCUUACCACAAAUGUCUUCCAAUUUUACGUGGUCGGUGGUACAGUAUUAUUGUUCUCCUUAAUUGCAUUCUGUCGCCGCAAUGCUGUAAUCCGGUAAACGUAAGAAUAUAUACCGUGCUGCAUCUUUGUACUAAUACGGUAAUACCCCAUGCAUUAUAUGCUCUUAGUUCCACCUACCUUCUGAUUCCUGCUUAUUUCACUUCUCUCAUAUUGUUUAGCUGCCACAGUUGCAUUCAUUGGCUAAAGAACUUAUUUUGCUAGCUGAGGCUACUUGAUUUUACCAUUGAUGAGCCUGAGCAUAUACUAUCUCAUAAUAUACUAAAAGGAACCGUUGUUGAUCGAAUACACUUAAUUGAUGUGUUAGCAUUUGGAUUCUGACGGACAGGUGACCGAUUAAACCAAUCUGGAACCAGUCUCAAGUUUCUUUGUCCUGCUGAAAACAUCCCUCAGAAGAUCGCGGUUGACCGGAGCAGUAUGGACAUUGGAGAGCGAAUUUUCACUUGAGAUCGAUGUCAAUCCAUCGCUGAAGCAUCCAAGGAUGAGAUCGCCCCUGUAUGCAAGGCUUUUUGGGCAAAAACUUAUGUCGAUUUGCUGCUACCCCUCCUGGUUCAUAUAUGAAGUGCACUAGUGAAGGAUAGAUUUUCCAGAGUGUUCAUUCACAAUGACUGUUUAUGUACAUACAUUUGCGGCUUGCGAUAAUUUGAUGAGACCAAGGAACUCGAGCGUUGUUAAAUAUAUCUUCACCAUUUUUAAACUAAACUACUUAUUGAUAGAACUAUUUAUAGGUAAGAUCGUUAUAUACUCAAAGGAACCGUUGUUGAUCGAAUACACUUAAUUGAUGGAC
Messenger RNA from Linum trigynum, 2002 nucleotides. Lineage: Eukaryota; Viridiplantae; Streptophyta; Magnoliopsida; Malpighiales; Linaceae. The record is from the annotation of a GenBank genome assembly.